AAUCCGGCGGCGGAAAUCGAACUUUUUUUUUUGUUUUCUCCAUCGGAAGCUGCGGCAAUGGGAAGAGGAGGAAGACACAGAGGUCGUUCCCAGAGAAAAGAUUUCAAAGAAAACAGAGAGAAUGUUUGGAAACGCUCUAAAUCCGAUGCUACCGUUGAUGGCUCCGAUAACGCCGCGCCGGAACAAAAACCAACUUGGGAACCUAUCGUCACUGUUAACCCUAAUUUCGAGGAAUAUUACAAGGAACAAGGGAUAGUGAAAGAAGAAGAGUGGGAUUUGUUCAUGGAGAUUCUUCGUAAGCCUUUACCUGCUGCGUUUAGGGUUAACUCCAAUAGCCAAUUUCGCGAUGAAAUUAUAUCGAUCUUGGAGAAUGACUUUAUGAAAUCACUUCAGGCAGAGGCCAUAGAAGGUGGUGAAUUGGAGGCUAUUAAGCCCUUGCCGUGGUAUCCAAAGAAUCUUGCUUGGCAUUCUAAUUUUUCUCGAAAGGAGAUUAGAAAAAAUCAGACACUUGAGAGGUUUCAUGAAUUUCUGAAGUUAGAAAAUGAAGUUGGUAACAUGACUAGGCAGGAAGCUGUUAGCAUGGUACCUCCUCUUUUCCUAGACGUACAUCCAGAUCAUUUUGUACUUGACAUGUGUGCUGCACCGGGUUCCAAAACAUUUCAGCUGCUUGAGAUUAUACAUGAAGCAUCAGAACCAGGAUCUCUACCUAAUGGACUGGUGGUGGCUAAUGAUGUUGAUUUUAAAAGAUCUAACCUUCUAAUUCACCAAACAAAGAGGAUGUGCACAGCCAACUUGAUGGUGACAAAUCAUGAAGGGCAACAGUUUCCUGGCUGCCGUUUGAACAAAUCCCGAGCUUCCGAGAAAGGAAUUAGUGAAGAUAUGCCCAUUAAUCAACUUGCCUUUGACCGUGUUCUAUGUGAUGUUCCGUGCAGUGGUGAUGGUACACUGCGCAAGGCUCCAGAUAUCUGGCGGAAAUGGAACUCUGGAAUGGGCAAUGGACUUCACAGCCUUCAGAUUAUUCUUGCUAUGAGAGGUUUAUCUCUGUUGAAAGUUGGUGGGAAGAUGAUUUACUCAACUUGCUCAAUGAACCCAGUGGAGGAUGAAGCUGUUGUUGCUGAGAUUCUAAGGAGAUGUGGAGAGACUGUUGAGCUUUUAGAUGUUUCCGAUAAGCUUCCUGGUCUUAUACGAAGACCAGGUCUUAAGAAAUGGAAGGUGCGUGAUAAAGGUGUGUGGUUUACUUCUUACAAAGAUGUUCCACAAAACCGGAGAGGGGGAGUUCUUGUUAGCAUGUUUCCUUCUGGGAAAAACCUCAAGGACUCAACUGAUGGAUGCAAAGAAACAGAUAGUUCUGCGGUGGAUGUUACUCCUGAUGAAGUAGCCGAGGAAGUCUCUGAUCUUCCACUUGAACGUUGCAUGAGGAUAAUCCCUCAUGACCAGAACACUGGAGCCUUUUUUAUCGCAGUCCUUCACAAAGUUUCUCCCUUACCAGAAUUUCAGGAAAAACCAAAUCCAAAAAGGAACUCAUCUACUAAGCCUGUGGACUCUACAGAAAACUCUCCAAGUACAGAAGCUAUUGUUACAGUGGAUACUGUACCAGAUGAGAGUGCAGCGGAAAAAGUUAUUGAAGCAGACCCAAUCAAUGAGAAAGAUGAUUUGGAGCCUGAGAUGAAUAUAACAGAAGGAGAAAGCAUCACAGAAGAGAAAGAAGCCAAUUCGAGUAAUGUGGGAGGCAAGCGAAAAGUACCGAUGCAAGGGAAGUGGAAAGGCUUUGACCCAGUUGUUUUCGUGAAAGAUGAAACAGUAAUCAAUGGCAUCAAGGAAUUCUAUGGUAUCAAAGAUGAAUCAUUUCCGUUGCAUGGUCAUCUCGUGGCAAGAAAUAAUGACACAAGCAGUGUUAAGAGGAUUUACUAUGUUUCAAAAUCGGUUAAGGAAGUUCUUCAGUUGAAUUUUGCAGUCGGACAGCAGCUUAAGAUCGCUUCUGUUGGCCUCAAGAUGUUUGAGAGACAAUCGGCAAAAGAAGGUUCAAGCACUCUGUGCCCAUUCCGUAUAUCAUCUGAGGGACUACCUGUGAUCCUUCCAUACAUCACCAAGCAAGCACUUUACACUCCAAUGGCAGACUUCAAACUUCUUUUGCAAGACAAAUCGAUCAAGUUUAUGGAUUUUGUCAAUCCACAGUUGGCCCAGAAAGCAACUGACCUUGUCAUGGGAAGCUGCGUGGUGAUUCUCCACGAUGGUGAAGAACCCGCGAAAGUGAAUGCGUCAACAAUAGCCAUAAGUUGCUGGAGAGGGAAGGCUAGUUUGGCUGUUAUGGCCACUGCUGCAGAUUGCCAGGAGCUGCUAGAGAGACUUGCCGAGAAAACACCAAAAACCGAAGGUGCUUCAGUAAAUGGAAGCAAUGGUGAUUCAGACGGUCCUCAAGCUAUGGAAACAGCUUAAAACCAAGUUCAGUUGUACCUGUUUUGUUGUCCUUUUUUUGAUAAGUUACUUGCUGCCUUCAAAUUCUUUUUCAUAUAAGCAUUAUCGUAUGAUGACUUUUGAUGGAAAGACAUACAAAAACGAAAUAUUUUGUUCUAAAACCUUUCCAUAUAUUCAGAAUCUGAAAGAA
Molecule: messenger RNA, 2605 nt
Organism: Capsella rubella
Lineage: Eukaryota; Viridiplantae; Streptophyta; Magnoliopsida; Brassicales; Brassicaceae
Product: tRNA (cytosine(34)-C(5))-methyltransferase
Exons: 15
Coding region: 58-2436 (792 amino acids)
Biological process (GO): RNA methylation
Molecular function (GO): tRNA (cytidine-N5)-methyltransferase activity; RNA binding
Source: RefSeq, a predicted model, not a curated record